CAACAUGGCCGCCAGUAGGAGUACAUUUGGAAAUUUCUCGUCGCGAGUACUUCAAUUCUAUAGAGAAUCUCAUGGAUUGAGAGUUCCCGUCUGUAAUCUCUCAACAAGUCAAGUUUGCAAAAAGAAAACACCUCAUACAGUUGGUGUCCCUGCGUGGGCAAAAGCUGGAUUAAGAAGAAAGAAUGUUUUAUUAGAAAUGAAGAAACCAAAAUCGGAGAAACAGAUCCAAGCAGAAUUUAACCUGGAAAAUGACACAACAGAACUCAACUUGUAUACUACGACAAGAAGAGGUCCUCUCUUCGAGAACACUGCGGAUACAGAGAGUCGAAUAGAAAAAGCAAAGAUAACAAUGUCAGCUGAUAAGACCAUGUUCGUUUGCUACCAUCCUGCCAAACCAUUUCCUCUACAGUUUUCAAAGGACAUAGGUUAUCAUGUGUGGUGGCACCAGGAUACCGACUACACUGAAAACUAUCGAGAUCAUUUGACAAAGGAAGAGACCGCAGAGGUAAAAAAGCUCCGUGCAGAAGAUCCCAAGCUGUGGACAGUGAUUGCUCUGAGUCGAAUGUUGGAAGUAAAACCUUUGGCAAUACUGUUGGCCGCUCCUCUUACGGAUGAACAGAAGUUUGAACUUGAAGUGGAACGAAAGCUUUUAAACGAAUGGACCCUUUCAAAACGGAAAAUAUACCGAGCUAACCAGGAAUUGGAAAGACUGCGUUACUAUCAGGAAACUAGAGCGAACUCUCCUGAAAACGAAGAAAAGACUAUCAAGAGCGAAUCUGAAGAUGUUGCCUCUGAAAAUAGAGCCGUGAGUGGAAGUUAAGAAUAAGCGACAAAAAAAAAAAAACAUGCCGUCAUGCACUUAAGAGAGUGACGUUGUGUGAAAAGUUCUGCCGCUGGCAUUAGAACGGUGGUUUAUUAUUUGGCUGAAGAAAUAAGAUUUAACAUCCUCGAUCUCCAACUAAAUGAAUGACGAAAGAAACUGUGUCAAAUUAUGUCUUUGACGAGUGAUGUAUUUUCGACGAUGUUUGAUGCACAUUCUGACCCACUUCACUUCAACCCAAUGUCAUAAAAAAUAAACGCCAUUAUCUUUAAA
This is a messenger RNA of Pocillopora verrucosa, 1093 nucleotides long. RefSeq lists its product as uncharacterized. The record is from RefSeq and is a predicted model, not a curated record. NCBI's taxonomy places the organism in Eukaryota, Metazoa, Cnidaria, Anthozoa, Scleractinia, Pocilloporidae.